This is a messenger RNA of Pelobates cultripes (western spadefoot toad), 769 nucleotides long. Lineage: Eukaryota; Metazoa; Chordata; Amphibia; Anura; Pelobatidae. The record is from the annotation of a GenBank genome assembly.
CUUAGACUAAGGGGUCACCCAAACAGCGUUGCGAUUACCCACUAACCACAAGCAGCCCACACCGACCAGACACAAUAUGGGGACACCACCUUAGCUGGCUCACUACCCAGUUUACCAUCCCGACAGAGCUCAUCCCCCCACAUCUAUGGCUACACCACACAGCUUCAAUGUCCCCCACGGGGCACACUCAUGCAAUAAGGACCAUACACUACCCCGCUACACCUCAGCUUCACUACAGUAAUAUACUAACCUAUGGGAAGCACUAUCCCCAACCCUCACACCCCCACCUGGCACCUACCUUCAUGUUACAAGGCCUGAUAGAUCUAACUGACCCAGGCAGGCAGCGGGACAUCCAAUAUCUUUACCCACACACUCUCACAUUCCAUACAACACACCGGCACACGGGUCAUGCCAGCCGGGAGUGCCACUUGACGGUUAAACACCUGGCCCACCAACAGGUGGCAUACUGCCCAGACAAGGAGAAGGCUGACUGUCUCCCUGUCUAACCGCAACAGCCUACCGUGGAAGUACGAACCCACAGUUAAGGCUGCAGCAGCCUAGUAAUUUUAUUACAGUUUCAUCCCGUUGAAUUAGCUUUAAUGUAUUUGAUUGUCACUUCACCGCCCUGCCAAACAGGCUGACAAUUGUUGUGAGUAUCACUACCCAGCAGUAACUCUCGCUGCCUAGUCUCAUAAAACAGUCCUCACUACAUAAUUGUCAUACCCUUCUGACAGGCGGUGUUUGUUUGUUGGCAGAAGUUUUAAUUUUU